AUGUACAAUCCUUACCAACCCCCGGGCAUGUAUGGAAGAUCCGACUAUGGGGCCUACCCAGGCGCGCCCCCAGGUAUGGCGCCCCCUCCAGGUAUGGCUGCUCCUGGAACAGCAGCUCCCCCGGGGAUGCAACAAAAUAAUCAGCAGCCGGGUCGCCCUGGCGGGUUCCCGGCCAACUUCCAACCGCCUCCGAACAUGCCCAACAUCAACUUCUCUGCACCUGUGAUUCGCCUGGGCACCUCCGGACCCUCCAAGCCAGCUGCCCCCGAGACAGGUCGUGAACGAGGGUCCGAUGGGCCCGGUCGUCGCCCGGGUCUGGGCUCGUCAAAUACCGACGAUCGACGCCCCCAUGGCCGCGAUUCCAUGAUGCAACUACAGCCACCGACUCGGGAUGAGAUUGUGCGCACAUUGUUCGUCGGGGGUAUCACGGAAGGCGCCGGGGGAGAUGAGGGCAUUGAGCGCAUCUUACGGUCUGCCGGAAGUUUACGUCGUUGGAUUCGGGCCACAGAUGCGGACGAGAAGCCCUGCCGGUUUGGGUUUGCUGAGUUUGAAGACCCCGAGAGCCUGGAGGUCGCCGUGGAGGUGCUGAAGGACAUUGAAGUGCCCGUCAAGCGCCAACUACCACGCACGGAGGACGAGGAGGAGCAGGAGGUGGAGAAGAGCUCUCUUUUGGUCGUUGUCGACGAGAGCACCAUGACCUACUUGGAGCAAUUCGGCGCUACUCGUGGCGAGCGAGACCCCAAAGAGCUUCAGGCUCGCUACGACAAGGCCCACGCGUCUGGCGUUGACGGAGAGGGCGACGUGGAGAUGAAGGACGGCGAAGUUGUCAAGGAUGGAGAAGUCGUGACGAUCCCAAUCACUGUCGAAGAUGAGCUAGCGGACAUUCCGCCCGAAAUGCGCGAAAAUGUGGCCAAGGAGAUUGCAGCGUUCCGUGAGCGCAGCAACCGCCGAGAUAUCGAGCGAUUGAAGCGCGAGGAAGAGAUCGAGUCUAUGGAGCGAGCUCGGAACUCUGGCUCGCGCAUCAGUCGGCUUGGCUCGCCCCCUCCCUCAGCUCCCAGUGGUCCUGCAGGCGGUGCAAAUGGCAUUCCACUUGGGCCUCGAGGUGACCGCAAUGUGCCCGGCGCUCCUUCCGGACCCAGAGGAUUUGGCGUCCAGAUCCCCAAGGACUACCAAAAGGGCGUCUCGUUUGUGAACGGUGGCGGCUUGAAUGGCUCUCAAGAACAUAUCGACCGCGAAGACGAGGAGACCGACGCGAGUGAUGAGGAGCUUGAACGUCGUCGUCAGGCCAAGCGGAACGCCGAACAGGAGAAGCAGUUCUUGGACCAGGAGCGUCGAUGGCUCAAUCGUGAGCGCAGCCGAACGGCCGCCUUAGAACGUGAAAAGAAGCGUGACAAGGAAGAAGAUGGAAAAUUACAGGCUGCACACGAUGAGAUGGAGAAACGUCUGAUGGAGUGGGAUGACAAUGUCGAAGCGAGCCGUAAGACGAGCGAGUACUAUGCUGACCGUGGCGCCUGGCUACGCAGCCGCGCUGCUUUCCGUGCUCGCGAGAUCAGCAUGGACGAGGCUGACCGUGCUGCCGAGGCACGGGAGCAGGCUCAAUCCGCCAAGCAGCAGGAGCAAGCACGCGGGAUGGCCGACGACUUCCUCGCCAAACAGGCCGAGGAGUUGGAGGCCCGGGCCCAAGCCCCAGCCCCCCAGGAAGAGGAGCCGCAGCGAUUCAAGCUUUCCCUUGGCGCCGCCGCUCAGAAGGCCCAGGCCGCCAGCGGCCGUCGCACUGUUGCCGAAGUCGAAGGACUACUGGAGGACGAGGAGGAGCCUGCCGGCACGACCCGCCGGCAGCUUAUUCCGAUCAAGUUCGACUCUGCUGCCGAAGCUGCUGGUCUCUCGGACGAGGAGCGUGCCCAAGCCGCUCGUCAACUGGCCGCCGAGAUCCCGGCCGACAAGGAGGGGCUCUGGAAGUGGGACAUCAAGUGGGAGUUUGUGGACGAGGCCAUCAUCGCCGAUCAAAUCAAGCCCUUUGUCGAGAAAAAGAUCGUCGAGUAUCUGGGAAUUCAGGAACAAAUGCUGGUGGAUGUGGUGGAGGAGCACGUCCGAAAACACGGGUCUCCUCAGGAUCUGGUGGAGCAAUUGGAGAUGGCGCUCGACGAAGAGGCCGAGGUGCUCGUUCGCAAGCUUUGGCGUAUGCUAAUCUUCUUCUCCGAGAGCGAAAAGCGAGGCCUGUCUGGAUAG
Messenger RNA from Penicillium diatomitis, 2229 nucleotides. RefSeq lists its product as uncharacterized. The record is from RefSeq and is a predicted model, not a curated record. Gene Ontology annotation, molecular function: mRNA binding. The transcript is spliced from 6 exons. Gene Ontology annotation, biological process: mRNA processing. Gene Ontology annotation, cellular component: spliceosomal complex. NCBI's taxonomy places the organism in Eukaryota, Fungi, Ascomycota, Eurotiomycetes, Eurotiales, Aspergillaceae. The coding region runs from base 1 to 2229 and encodes 742 amino acids.